AUGUAUUUUGUGAAAAAUGGAUGGCCAAAGAACUUUAAAGAUCUUGAUCAUAAUGUCAAACAAUUUUGGACAUUUCGAGAUGAAUUAGGAUUAAUUGAUGGAAUAAUUCUUAAAAGUAAUUUAAUUGUUAUACCAGAAUCUUUAAGAAAAGAUAUGUUGCAUAAUAUUCAUCAAGGACAUGCAGGCUUGAGUACUUGUAAAAUAAGAGCUAGAUCUUGCGUUUUUUGGCCAGAGAUAAAUAAAGAUUUAGAAGUAUAUGUACGACAGUGUACUCCCUGUGCCAAAUACAGACCUAAUAUCCAAAAAGAACCGCUUAUUCAUCAUACUGUAGAGAAGAUACCUUGGCACAAAAUUGGAAUUGACAUAUGUACUUUAGAUAAAACAGACUUUCUUAUAUUAGUAGACUACUACUCAAAAUUCCUUGAAGUGUGUAAAUUAGAUAAUUUGUCAAGUGAAUGUGUAAUUACUAAUUGUAAAUCUAUUUUUGCAAGACAUGGAAUACCGGCUUAUGUAGUAACAGACCCUGGUACUCAAUUCACCUCAGAACAAUUUAAGAAAUUUGCUAAUGUUUAUAAUUUCAUUCAUGUGAAAACAAGUCCAAAGCAUUCACAAUCUAAUGGACAGUCAGAAAGUGGAGUAAACAUUUUUAAAAAUAUAAUGAAAAAAUGUACAGAAGAUGGGUCUGACCCAUACCUUGGGCUUCUGAACUAUCGAAACACUCCUAAGUUAUAUAUGCCAUCUCCUGCACAGUUGUUGUACUCAAGAAACCUAAAUUCACUAUUGCCUUUCUCAAAAAAUAAAUUAAAACCCAAAAUAAUGUCCUAUGGAGUAAAGUAUGAUAAUCAUAUUAAGAAUGUAAAAAACUACUAUGAUAAAAAUGCCAAACCUCUAUCAGAAUUAAAUAUAGGGCAGAAAGUUUUUUUUAAAAAGACAUUAGAUUCUAAUUGGAUAAAGGGGACAAUUUUAAAAAAAUGUGAUGAGCCUCGUUCAUAUCUGGUGGUGGAUGAGAAAGGAAUAGCUUAUAGAAGAAACAGAAAAUAUUUGAUGCCUUAUAUUGAACCUAAAAAUUAUAGUGUAAAUGAAAAGACUAAUAUAAAUAACAUUGACAGAUUUGGUGACUAUGGACCUGAUGUGUCGUUACCUAAUAAAGUUGUAUCUGUGCCUGAGUCAAACGUGAUGUCAGGACCUGAUAAUGAAUAUUUAAGAAAUGUUUUUACUGAUAAUAUUGUUAAGGAACAAAAUGAUACUGAUGUAUGUGUAGAGAGAAACAUUGUGCAUUUAGAAGACAAUGUUGUAUCUGGAGAUUGUUCUACAUUAAGUGAUGAGUGUGUAGUUAUUGGAAAAAAUACUGUAAAUCUAGAAUACAGAGAUGUUAAUAAAGAUAUUUCUAGUAUAAGCUCUGGUUGUGCAAUAGAGGUACCAACUAUAAUAAAAAGUAGAAAAGGUAGAGUUAUAACGAAACCUCGUAGAUUUAAGGAUUAUGUUGAUUUUCAUUCUGAGUCUGAUUAA
Molecule: messenger RNA, 1509 nt
Organism: Arctia plantaginis
Lineage: Eukaryota; Metazoa; Arthropoda; Insecta; Lepidoptera; Erebidae
Source: the annotation of a GenBank genome assembly